GUGGGGGACAGCAGGUAUAAGAGGAUGGUGUGCCAGUGGGGAGGUGGAUGGCAGCAUGGAUUCCAAGCGGGUUGCUGUGCUGCUGCUAUUGCUGCUGCUGCUGCUGGACUGGGGCCACACUGAAGAACCCGGAAGCCAAGAUGGAAACCAAGUCUUUGCAGAAGAAGAUGAGGGGCCCUACCUAUCACAGUAUGCUCAGACUCUUGAGUCCUUCUUGCGUUUUCUGCUACAGGCCAAGGAGAGACCUGGCAGGAGUCCAGCCUUCCUGUUUCAGCCCCAGAGGUUUGGCAGAAGUGCCUGGGGGUCCUGGAGCAAAGAGCAGCUAAGUCCCCGGGCUAGAGAGUUCUGGAGCCUGGCUGCCCCUCAGCGCUUUGGGAAGAAGUAACAGCCUCAUCCUCUGUGAUGUCUGCAUGCAAAAUCAACACCCUGUGUGCCACAUGUCCCCCCAAAUAAAAUGGUCUGGCUUGUGAA
Molecule: messenger RNA, 471 nt
Organism: Phodopus roborovskii (desert hamster)
Lineage: Eukaryota; Metazoa; Chordata; Mammalia; Rodentia; Cricetidae
Gene: Npff
Product: neuropeptide FF-amide peptide precursor
Exons: 3
Coding region: 56-385 (109 amino acids)
Biological process (GO): excitatory postsynaptic potential
Cellular component (GO): axon terminus; perikaryon; dendrite
Molecular function (GO): neuropeptide hormone activity; G protein-coupled receptor binding
Source: RefSeq, a predicted model, not a curated record